CCAAUGAGCGUUGGAAACGCUUAUGCACCAGCGUCCAGCGCACAUGUAGAGCGACUGUAGAUAGGUACGAGCCCUGCACGGAAUGAGGCGGCGUCGUUGAAACGUGAAUCGAAAACUAAGCUGCCGUGCUCUCUUGCGUCAGCUGUGCGAAAUCAGUCAAGAUUGCACAUGGAUUAUUGACGAAUUUUUUGCGAGAAUCAGUGUUUUUGAGUAGGUUUUGAUCAGUGCGAUUGGACGCCAAAGUCAAAGUUGCUAAAAUGGUGUUAUCUUGUCGAUUUUACAAAGAAAAGUAUCCAGAGGUGGAGGAUGUUGUUAUGGUCAACGUCCGUAGUAUAGCUGAAAUGGGUGCCUAUGUGCAUCUAUUGGAGUAUAAUAACAUUGAAGGCAUGAUCUUGCUUUCUGAAUUGUCCAGGAGACGUAUCCGUUCUAUUAAUAAGUUAAUUAGGGUAGGAAAAACAGAACCAGUUGUUGUCAUUCGUGUUGACAAGGAAAAAGGUUACAUCGAUUUAAGUAAAAGAAGAGUGUCAGCUGAAGACGUUGAAAAGUGUACAGAACGAUAUGCUAAAGCAAAGGCAGUGAACUCUAUUUUGAGACAUGUUGCAGAACUAUUAAACUAUGAAAGUGAUGACCAAUUAGAAGAACUGUAUCAAAAGACAGCAUGGCACUUCGAAGAGAAGUACAAGAAACAAAAAGCAUCUGCUUAUGACUUCUUUAAACAAUCAGUAUUGGAUCCGUCAAUUUUAGCAGAGUGUGAUCUUGAUGAACGCACAAAAGAAGUUUUGUUGAACAAUAUCAAAAGAAAAUUGACUUCCCAAGCUGUUAAAAUAAGAGCAGAUGUUGAAGUAGCUUGCUAUGGAUAUGAAGGCAUUGAUGCUGUAAAAGCAGCACUGAAAGCUGGCUUGGCCUUAUCCACAGAUGAGCUUCCAAUUAAAAUUAAUUUAAUAGCACCUCCACUUUAUGUUAUGACAACUUCAACCCCAGAAAAAACAGAUGGGUUAAAGGCAUUAAGUGAUGCUAUUGAAGUUAUCAAAGAAAAAAUUGUGUCAAUGGGUGGUGUGUUCAAUGUGCAAAUGGCUCCCAAGGUCGUUACAGCCACUGACGAUGCUGAACUGGCCAAACAGAUGGAGCGAGCUGAACUCGAAAAUGCGGAAGUUGCUGGUGACGAUGAUGAGGAAGAGAAUGAAGGCAUGGGUAACUUCAGUGGUGGAGAAGAUAAUGAUGAAAAUGAUGAAAAGGAUAAGGAAUCUGCGGAGGAAGAUUAAACUUGUUAAUACAAAACCAAGCGCAUUUUUGAACAGUAAAUAAAAACCAGUCAAAACAUCAGACUUAAGUUUUCCAUUGCAAAUAUUACAUUUUACAAUGUAUUACAUAAUUUUACAAAUAAAUGAAAACAAAAUAUU
Molecule: messenger RNA, 1400 nt
Organism: Nasonia vitripennis (jewel wasp)
Lineage: Eukaryota; Metazoa; Arthropoda; Insecta; Hymenoptera; Pteromalidae
Gene: eIF2alpha
Product: eukaryotic translation initiation factor 2 subunit 1
Exons: 5
Coding region: 258-1262 (334 amino acids)
Cellular component (GO): eukaryotic translation initiation factor 2B complex; eukaryotic 48S preinitiation complex; eukaryotic translation initiation factor 2 complex
Molecular function (GO): ribosome binding; translation initiation factor activity; RNA binding
Source: RefSeq, a predicted model, not a curated record